Messenger RNA from Desarmillaria tabescens, 1648 nucleotides. RefSeq lists its product as uncharacterized. The transcript has 20 exons. NCBI's taxonomy places the organism in Eukaryota, Fungi, Basidiomycota, Agaricomycetes, Agaricales, Physalacriaceae. The record is from RefSeq and is a predicted model, not a curated record. Bases 436 to 1491 code for a protein of 351 amino acids.
CGGCUCAGCCACGUGGUUUUCCUUCAGGGCCGACUCAGGUUCGGAAUCGCAUACUUUUCAUUUUGAUAUGAACUACUCACUUCCCUCACAUGGACCCUAAGUACUCACUAGAACCGACCAAAGUUUCUAGCACUCCAUUAUUAUUCUUCGUCUUCGCAAAAACUUUUGUGAAUGUAUCCCGAUUGCGGUCUAGGCGCGGUGUAAUAUAUUUGCGACCUUUUCGUUAGCCACGCUCAAGGACUUACCCCCUUGGUUCAAGCGUGCCAUCAUCUUCUGGGGUAUUCCGAGUAUUCUGUCAACAUGCUAUCAGGCCCAACCAGUGAUUCAUUAAGUUGUUCUCGUCAUCUUCGAAGGUCGUCGAUAAUAAAAGAGGAAGAAUGCUUCCAAUUCCCGUCGCUUCCUCUGGCCUAGGAAAAAUACCCUUGCCUCUUUACCAUGCCUGCUACCCUUCAGAGUCCUGGACAACAUGUCCCAUUGGACGACACCAUGGGCUCGAUGCUAAUAGGCGUCGUCGUCAGCGCGAUUCUCUUUGGUAUAUCUGUUGUCCAGACCUUAUACUACUACAGUCAGUACCCCAAAGACGUAUGGUAUCUCAAGUCAUUGGUGGCGGCAACCAUUAUUUUUGAUUUAAUACACAUGCUGUUCAUCACCCACACAAUAUACUACUAUUUAAUAACGGGUUAUUAUGACCAGACUGUCCUUACUCGCAUAGUGUGGAGUGUUAUUGUGGAGGCCAUUCCAACUGGUGUCACAGGAUCUCUGGUUCAGUGUUUUUAUACCGUCCGCGUGUGGCGUCUUAGCAGGAAAAGCGUUCUGCUAACGGGCACAAUUUUGUUUUUGAUAAUAGCCGACUCGAUAUGCGGCACUGUGUGGGUAGUGUUAGCGUUACUGAGACAUACCUAUACCGAUCUCCUUCAUAUUUCGCCCCUCACUAUAUCAAUCAAUGGCAUUUCCGCCGCCGCCGACGUUCUUAUUUCAGGCAAGUCUCUGUAUAAUUCUCCAAAGGAUCAAAGACGGGAUUUCGAACGUGAGUAUUUCAAUCAGCUCGGGGCCUCAUCCUUAUUUCGUGGGUACUCUUCUAGAUCUGAUACCAUGAUAACGAAGCUGACCUUCUUUUUUGUGAACACUGGACUUUUGACGAGCCUUUGCGCAGUAGGCGCAUUGCUAUCGCUCGCAAUAUCUUCGCACACACUUAUCUACGCGUCGUGGUAUUUUUGCAUCGGCCGUCUGUACGCCAACUCGCUCUUAGCGUCCUUGAAUGGGCGAAACACAAUUCGUGGACAAACAGAAGACAUUGACCAUAUGCUCCUUUCCAUACCAAACGUUGUUUUCUCUCCGGGUAGCAAUUCGGGGUCGAAUGUGCAAAGACCUGACAUUUCCAUCAGGAUUGAAACUUCCACCCAGAAGGAUGUUGAAGCAAGCGAUUCCAAGCAGGAUGACGAUUCACUCGUCAACACGUUGGCUAAUCCGUCGAAGUCAUCUCUAUCAUAAUCAUAUGAAGGCUGGACAACUUGAUUGAAUAGUGAAUUCGACUCAGUUAUCGGCUUACCAGGUCAGAAUCAGAUUUAACCUAUAUUAUUCCUAUAUAGUCACGAGUAGCUUGUUCACGUAAAUAUAUAUCAGAGUUAUGGUUUGCUCAACGUGGGCU